This is a messenger RNA of Gadus morhua (Atlantic cod), 2292 nucleotides long. RefSeq names its product forkhead box C1b (gene foxc1b). Gene Ontology annotation, molecular function: RNA polymerase II cis-regulatory region sequence-specific DNA binding; DNA-binding transcription factor activity, RNA polymerase II-specific. The coding region runs from base 289 to 1797 and encodes 502 amino acids. Gene Ontology annotation, biological process: anatomical structure morphogenesis; cell differentiation; regulation of transcription by RNA polymerase II. NCBI's taxonomy places the organism in Eukaryota, Metazoa, Chordata, Actinopteri, Gadiformes, Gadidae. The transcript has a single exon. The record is from RefSeq and is a predicted model, not a curated record.
UGAACAAACGUUCGGGGAGGAGCAGCACGGGCAGCCAAAAGAGAAAUAUGUGAAGAGUAAAAAAGUUGCGCUGCAUUGAGUCGUGGUCGAGCCGUACUAGUUUCCCAAAUGUUCACCACAGAAGUCUCUCACCUUCUCUCCAGUUUCCUUGAUGAGCCAGUAGUAUAAAACUACUUUCUAAAAGACAAGCGAGCUUUGGAAGUCCAGACUGAAGAUAACUUGUUUUCUUUCUCUUUUUGGAACUUGUUGGCCGGGACUUUACGCGCGGUGACUACCGUGGAAAGCAGAAUGCAGGCGCGCUACUCUGUGUCCAGUCCCAACUCCUUGGGUGUCGUACCCUACAUCAGCAGUGACCAGAGCUACUACCGGACCGCUGCCGGGGGGGGAUACACCGGCAUGCCCGCGCCCAUGAGCAUGUACUCACAUGCGGCCCACGACCAGUAUCCCGCCAGCAUGGCGCGUGCGUACGGACCGUACACCCCUCAGCACCAGCCCAAGGACAUGGUUAAACCACCCUACAGCUACAUCGCUCUAAUCACCAUGGCAAUCCAGAACUCACCGGACAAGAAGGUGACUCUGAACGGAAUUUACCAGUUUAUCAUGGAGCGCUUCCCUUUCUACCGAGACAACAAGCAGGGCUGGCAAAACAGCAUCCGGCACAACCUGUCGCUCAACGAGUGCUUUGUCAAAGUGCCCCGGGACGACAAAAAGCCGGGAAAGGGCAGCUACUGGACCCUGGACCCCGACUCCUACAACAUGUUCGAGAACGGCAGCUUCCUCAGGCGCCGGAGACGCUUUAAAAAGAAGGACGUGCAGAAGGACAAAGAUGAGCGGGACAGACCAGGGAAGGACGCCUCGGCGCGCACCCCGGGCCGCGAGCCGCAGCAGGAGCUGCCCCCCGUGCAGGGCGGGCAGGGCUCCCAGCCCGUGCGUAUCCAGGAUAUAAAGACAGAGAACGGCACCUCUACGCCACCGCAGGCCGCGUCUCCGACCCUGAGCGCCGUGCCGAAGAUUGAGAGCCCGGAUAGCAGCAGCAGCAGCAACAGCAGUAUCUCCACGGGUAGCCCUCACAGCGUGCCCUCCUCCCGCUCCAUCAGCAUGGACGGUCCCGAGCACCACCACCAUCAUCAACAGCACCACCCGCAGCAGCAGCACCAGCAGCAGGGGAGCGGUGGCGGGCAGGCCUUCAGUGUGGAUAACAUCAUGACAUCCCUGAGGGGGUCGCCGCAGGCCGAUCUCUCCCCGCCUCUCAUUGCGUCCUCUCGGACCGGUAUCAACCCGUCACUGUCGAUCAACUAUUCGCCCAAUAACCAAACGUACAGUUCGGUGACCUGCAACCAGAACGCCAUCAACGCUUCCAACUCGCCGAACGCAACGUAUCACUGCAACAUGCAAGCCAUGAGUCUGUACGCGGGGGACAGGGGAGGGGGACACCUAGGCCCCUCCACCACCAGCAGCAGCAGCACCCUGGACGAGACGCUGCCCGACUACUCCAUCACCACGACCACCACCUCUCCGCUGGGACACGGCAACCUGGGCCAGGCGGGGCAGGACGGGCACCACGCACACCACCAGGGCCGGCUCGCGUCCUGGUACGGGGACCUGAGCCACCUGAGCGGCACGUACCCGACGCAACAACAGAACUUCCACUCAGUGAGGGAGAUGUUUGAGUCGCAGCGGAUCGGUUUGAACGGCUCUCCGGUGAACGGGAAUAAUAGCUGUCAGAUGGCCUUCCCGUCCAGCCAAUCCAUCUACCGCACCUCGGGAGCUUUUGUUUACGACUGCAGCAAGUUCUGAGUCAGUAAGCUGCAGGACAAUGUGCCUCUCUCUUUAAAUUAAUAACUUUAAUAUAUUUCUUUUGUAUUUUCUUUUUUUGUACUUUAAAUCAAUCUUUUAAUUCACAUCCCGAAUGGACAUAGCACACAUUAAGAGUGUUUUUGCUCUGGUUGUGUGUGUGGGGCGUGUGUAACACCAUAAGCACGUAAGUUUCUCCUUUCACUUUUAUGAAUUGUUUUGCAGACUGCAUAUAAUCGUCGCUAUGAAUAUAAACGGUAAAUUAUAUCAUUUAGGCCAAAGUAAUUUAUUUUAUAGGGAAAUGGGUGAUUAGAUGAUGAGGACCAAACACUCUAAAGUGAUUUAAAUGUUCUGCUCCUUUGUGUGUCCUUAUUCUUAUUAGAAAUAGAGCGGGAACCUGUAUACUGUUAUUCUAUUCAUUUUUGUCUCAUUUGUUUAAAAAUAACUUUCUUGAAGGCCUUUCAGUUUGUAUGUUUAAUAAAGUGCCUCUGAAUCUAU